AUGCUCUUGUCAACAUCGUGUCCACCGUCUCGCAACCAGUUUGAAGGGAUCCGUGAAAUUCAGAGACAACUCGGUCACCGCGCGCGGUUCCAUGCCAGAACUGCAUUCCACAUUCACAUCACUAAUACCUGCCCGGCUCAUUGUCCUCAAAUUUCUAUUUUUCUCGGAACUCGGAAAGUUUCGACGACGAAUCAACAAUCUGCACGUUGA
Messenger RNA from Necator americanus (New World hookworm), 210 nucleotides. RefSeq lists its product as uncharacterized. The transcript has 2 exons. NCBI's taxonomy places the organism in Eukaryota, Metazoa, Nematoda, Chromadorea, Rhabditida, Ancylostomatidae. Bases 1 to 210 code for a protein of 69 amino acids. The record is from RefSeq and is a predicted model, not a curated record.